AUGCCCUUUGCACAACCUGACAACGGCCGUCAAGGUGGAGUUGGAGAUCCCCAAGGACCCGACGAAUGGUUCAAAUCCUUGCCGAUUGUCACACGCUAUUGGUUUGGUGCUACCAUGUUGGUCACUUUGAGCGUCAAUUUUCAAAUCAUCAAUCCCUACAAAAUCAUGUUUGAUUUUGAUUCCAUCAAAGGAAGUUUGGAAUUGUGGCGACUGCUGACUCCCUUUUGUUAUGCGGGUCCUUUUGAUUUUGGAACGCUGAUCGGUUGCUACAUGUUGGUACAAUUUAGCAAGCAAUACGAAAAGGGCGGACCAUUCAAUACUGGCGCUGGAGGAGGAACUGCGGAUUAUAUCUUUUGCAUGAUGUUUGGAACCAUUGGCAUGCUGUUGUCCUAUCCAGUCUUGAUGCCCAUUCUUUCGCUCCCUCCCAUCUUUUGCCGCAACUUGACGUAUUAUGUUUUGUACAUUUGGAGCAAACGAAAUCCUACUGCCAAUGCCAAUAUUUGGGGAUUCCCCAUCAAGGCUAUAUAUCUGCCAUUUGCGUAUUUGGCAAUGACUGUCUUUAUGGGACAAGGCUACAUGGAUAUGCUACACGGAAUUGCCAUUGGACACAUGUACUACUUUUUGGUGGACGUCGUUCCUGUUGUGUACGGCAAGGAUCUAUUGCAUACUCCUUCCUUUUUGAUUGAUACCUUUGGAAUCGGAGAGUACACACCACCGGCGCCUGGAGCUGCUGCUGGAAGACCAUUGGGUGGUGGUGGUGGUGGUGGCGGUGGUGUCACUGGAUUUGGUGCGCGGGCUGCCGGAGGAGCAGCUCCCGCUGGCGGUGGUGGUGGUGGACGUCACAACUGGGGUACUUCUGGUCAACGAUUGGGUACUCAAUAG
Molecule: messenger RNA, 882 nt
Organism: Cylindrotheca closterium
Lineage: Eukaryota; Bacillariophyta; Bacillariophyceae; Bacillariales; Bacillariaceae
Source: the annotation of a GenBank genome assembly